Molecule: messenger RNA, 1005 nt
Organism: Penicillium bovifimosum
Lineage: Eukaryota; Fungi; Ascomycota; Eurotiomycetes; Eurotiales; Aspergillaceae
Product: putative RTA1 domain protein
Exons: 4
Coding region: 1-1005 (334 amino acids)
Cellular component (GO): membrane
Source: RefSeq, a predicted model, not a curated record
AUGAUCGACGGGUUCCAGGAGGGCAGCCUAUGGUUCUAUGCACCAAAUAAAGGUGCAGCAAUUGCCUUUGCGAUUCUCUUCGCUGUUUCCGGUGGCAUUCAUGGAUACCAAUGCUUCAAGUACAAGUCCUGGAAAGUCACCGGCCUUCUCCCAUGGUCCGCUCUCUUGUUCACAGCAGGUUUCAUCACAAGAACCAUCGGAGCAUUCGGGCAGUGGGGAAACAUAGGCAUAUACAUCGCAAGCACAGUCCUCCUUCUCGCCGGACCCCCGGUAUACGAAGGCGCCAACUUCUUCAUCCUGGGCCGCAUACUCUACUACAUCCCGUAUCACUCACCAAUCCACCCAGGCCGGGUCUUCACAACGUUCAUCGCCCUAGGCGCAGUCAUCGAAGCCAUCACCGCGAAUGGGGCAGCCCGCGUGGCAAGUGCAGACUCCAGCGUCUCCGCACAGGAGACCGGCAAAGCACUGUUAAAAGCAGCGCUCAUCAUGCAGAUUUUCCUAAUGACCGGGUUCGUGACUUUGGCCGGCCGAUUUCACUUCAAUUGCUCGAAGGGCGGUGUUCUGAAUUACAAGAUUAAACGUGCACUGCUAGUGCUGUACUGCAGCUGUACGCUCAUCACGAUUCGCACUAUCUAUCGCACGGUGGAGUACUUCACUGCUGCGAGUCUGAAUACGUUCUCUGACCUCGAGCAUAUCAGUCCUGUUCUGAAGCAGGAGUGGUUUUUCUGGGUAUUCGAAGUUGUGUUUAUGUAUACAAACACCACUUUGCUUAAUGUCUUUCAUCCGAUGCGCUCACUUCCGCGAUCGAACAAGAUAUAUCUUGCUGAAGACGGUGUUACGGAGAUUGAAGGUCCGGGUUACGAUGAUCCCCGUCAUUGGUUGCAGACUGUUGUUGAUCCGUUUGAUAUUUAUGGACUGUUUGCUAACAGGGGCAAACAAAAUAAGUAUUGGGAAGCAGGAGUGCCUCAAGAAGAUACCACUGCCCGUACUGAUCGGGAGGUAUGA